CUCACCACAACAUCACUCCAUUGCUAUAAAAAUUAUAUUCUGUCAUUGCACAUGAGCUAGGCUACAGUUUGACACCCAAUUUGGGCCCUAUUGCUUAUGGUAGAUUUUGUGUUAUCGCGCCAGACUUAUGUCGCGGCUCGGGGGAAUGAUGCGGUCUACGCGACCCAAAAAACUCACACCAAAGCAACCUAUACCCAUCUACAGGGAUCACCAAAUCGACCUUGCGGAAGAUGAUCUUCAAACAACAUUACAAAAUAUUGAAACCGGCGUUGAGAAGGCCGAGGAGAGCGAAUACCAUCUUCAGGCUGCCAUUAACGCGGCGUCCCUUGGAAAUGCAUCGCAGAAAGCGCAUAUUCCCACGCCGGAGACGGUUACCAGCUCCCUUCAAUAUGACAAAUUGUAUCCCCCAACGUUCUCGCAGCCCGCAACAUAUAUACGAUUCUCAUCGACGGUCGAAGAUUGUUGCGGGUGUCCAUAUAAUAUGGUGGAGGAGGAUGAUAUCGCUUUGAAGAUCAUGAACCAAAAAGCGGAUGCGUCGACGCAAUGCACCGAAGAUCAAUUUGAAGAGUUGAUGAGCUUCUUCGAAGAGACGGCGCAUACGAAGCAGCCUUUCGCGGCAGUUGACAAUCCUCCUGUAAUUCCGUAUGAAGAAAUGGAAGAGUGUUUCGACGGAAUAGAUGACGAAAAUCUGAAAAAGUUUUCCAAGGGCGUGUACGAACACUGGAAAUUGAGACGGAAUAAGCUUGGCAAUUGUCCGCUCCAACCAAGCCUAAAGUUCGAAUGCGGACAGGACACCGACGACAGCGACCCGUAUGUAUGCUUCCGACGUAGAGAGGUCCGACAAGCCCGUAAAACUCGCGGCAGAGAUGCACAAAGCGCGGAGAAGCUCCGUCGCCUUAGAAAAGAACUAGAGGAUGCCAGGCAGCUGGUUGCUCUAGUCCGACAGCGCGAAAUUGCAAGAAAAGAACAAUUUACCAUCGAUAGACAAUUGUUCAUGCAGCGCGCUGAGGUCAAGGAAAUGAAGCGCAAACUGGGUAUCACAGAUGAUGAUGAAGAUCUCAUCAACCAGAAGGUAUAUAUCCCUUCUAUUGGAGAGGAAGUUCGUCCGCUAACAUCCGCUCAGCCCAAGAAGAAACCAACAGAAGUCGCAACCACAGCACGGCCGACCAUUCCUCAACUCCGUACUCCUGCAAGGCCAGCUGGGCAGCCAGUCGAUGAAUUGAGACUGCUGGAAGAUGUCCAAGCUGACAAGGAAAAUGAAAUCUCCCGCGACAUCAAACAGAAUGUUGUAAAGCAUGCAAAGUGGAAUGAGGGAUAUGUAGAUAUGACUCGAGCACCACUUACCCCGAAACCUCCACAACAGACCUUCGAUGGCUCUGAUUUCCGACCAGCUAUCACCGAAUAUCUCCCCACUCCACCCACCUCAGAGUCCUCCGACGCGAUGCAAGACGUAUCGAGAGAAGGGCCAGACGAUAAAUUUGCCGUAAUACACAAAACCACAGAUACAACCGAUGACCAAUCACGACGAGGAAUGCCCUGCUUCCGCCGUCGCAUUGGUAGAGGUGGUCGCACGAUGAUUGAUCGCAGGAAUCUCCCAUUCCGUAGCAGGAAUGAUAUCGAUCCACUGCAAUUAGAUCGCUUCAAAUAUGACCAGGACGAUGACGAGGUCGAUCCGGUAUAUGAGCGAGAUGAAUUCAACAUCCAGAUAAUGCAGCACAGAGCGUACCUUCACGCAAAAUCGUCAAGAGAUCAGGCGAUCCAAGCUCAGCUUCAAGCUCAAGCCCAAGCCGCCGCACAAAACGGUAGACGUUUGCCAGUCGGUUCCCAAGGUGGUGGUACUCCAACUGCUCCAAAUCCUCCCCCUAAAGCCCCUCAACCCUCGUCUCUUAAUCCGCUCCCCUCAUAG
Coccidioides posadasii C735 delta SOWgp is the source of this 1906-nucleotide messenger RNA. NCBI's taxonomy places the organism in Eukaryota, Fungi, Ascomycota, Eurotiomycetes, Onygenales, Onygenaceae. The record is from RefSeq and is a predicted model, not a curated record.